AUGCUGCAGUUAUUUCCACCCCUGCUCGUCCUUAUUGGGAUCAGCCUUGCAGCGCCACCGGCACCGCCGCCCGGAACACUCGAGGAAACUGAAAUGCCUUUUCAGGCCAACAACGUGUUCAUUUACGCCGAACGAAUCUGCAUGAUCAACAAUGGCACAACUACAUGGGGACGGGCACUUGAGGUUUUCCAGAGAGAGAUGUGUGAGGGCCGUGCCCUCAAGCCGCAUUAUGCCAAUAUCAAAACCUGCUUUGCGGGCGGACGUCCUGAUAAUCAACUGGAGAAGGCUUUGCCAAAAAUUAAAUGCAGCAUUGCACCCUUACUCUACAGCAUGUAUUUUGACCGGGUCGUUCGUGAUUGCCCUGACGAGAGCGAGGCGCAGCACAUCACUGUCCGCGCCAUGAUUAAUGAGGCGACAUUCUAUGCGAACUGGCCUCAAAAAGUCGAAGCCGACAUUGAUAUCAAGGAAGAAGUCGCCAGCGCGUCCAGCGCCCCACAGUCAACCUCAGCUCACCCAACCAUCGUCGACAUAAAGCCCGUCUCCAUCCCGAUGCCCCUACUUCAACAGUCUGGCGAGGUAUUCGUCGGCGUGGGCGGGGAGAAAGAAGCCGCCCUGGUUGGCUUGGGUCUAAAGAAGCUGCGUUCCAGGGACAAGGAUCGACUCUACGAGGCCAAGCGAUACGCCAUGGACAUUUCGAUUCGACAGAUUAUGCUCCAGCAACAGCAGGCCCAUCAGCAGAAUCAACAAAAGCAGCACAUGUACGCACAAGCGUUGGCGCUGAUGGCCCGAGUGUAUGUUGGCUCGAUUUCUUUUGAGGUAACCGAAGACAAGCUGCGCCAAAUCAUGAGCCCGUUCGGGCCGAUCAAGACGCUGAACAUGAGCUGGGAUACGAGUACAGGGCACCACAAGGGCUACGCGUUCCUCGAGUUCGACGUGCCCGAGGCCGCCCAGCUGGCCCAGGAUUCGAUGAACGGCGUGCUGAUGGGCGGGCGGAAUCUUAAGCUCGGGCGUUCGUCGGCGGCCACCCCGCAAGCCCAGCCCAUCAUCGACAUGAUCCAGUCGGAGGCCAGGAAAUAUUUUAGAGUAUACGUCGCAUCGAUUCAUCCUGAUCUCUCUGAAGCUGAUGUGAAAAGCGUGUUCGAGGCGUUCGGCGAGAUUGUCAGUUGCCGAUUGGCCCGCAACAAUUUCAAGGGUGGCCACAGAGGCUUCGGCUACAUCGAGUUCAACAACUACGCGUCGAUGAACGAGGCGAUCGCCGGCAUGAACAUGUUCGACUUGGGCGGGCAGCUUUUGAGGGUGGGCCGAUGCGUGACGCCACCAGAAGCGCUCAGCUACAUCGUUCCCGCGUCGUCGUCCGCAAUGCCACAAUCCGCAGCCCUAGCCCUCGCCGCCGUCACCGCAAAGGUGCAAGCGAUGGCCGCAACGCAGGUCCCGCAGCCAACCAUUGUCAAGCCGAAGCUCUCCGAAGGCGCCGGCGCCCCGCAGAAGAAGAACCAGAACAAGAAGAAGGGCGGCAUGCUGGAUCGUAUCAAAACAUAUCAAUUUGACCCGACCGCCAAGGCGACGUUCGGAGCACCGAUAGGAGAGAACGGCGACGAAGAGGAGGAGGAAGGAGAAGAUGAAACGUUGAUGAUCACUGCCUCUGGCGAGCGGAAGCGUGACGUCCAAUCGUUGGCGCUCAGCCUCAUCGACAAGGGCAACCAACAAGUGGCCGUGAGGGGAGGAGGAUCAUCCGGUGGAGGAAGGGAUAGUCGAGACAAGAAGAAGUCCAAAAAUAAGGAGCCGGAACCGGCCUGGAAAGUUGCUGCGAAGGAGAAGCGCAAGGCUAGGAGAGACGCAGCGCAAAGUGGCCCGAAGUUGAACACAGAAGCGGCGAUGGCUGCCGUCGAGAAGGCCGGAUUGAUGAACGAUGCCAUCAUCGAGAAGGAGGUCUGCUCAGAAGAGGCGACGCUAGCUUCGCAAGAGGGAUUGGAGAUUCGAGGCAACGAGUCUCGCCAUCUGCUGAUGACCAAGCUGAUGCGCAUCAACCGCUCGUGCAUUCUGCUGCUGAAAAACAUGGUCGGCCCCGAGGAUCUUGACGAGCACCUAGAGGAGGAGGUGAAGGACGAAUGCUCGAAGUAUGGACGUGUUGAGGAGGUUCUGAUCGUCAACGACGAGGCGAACGGCGUCGUCAAGAUUUUUGUCCGCUACGCCGAGCCGAAACAGGUGGACGACGCCAAGGCGCAGCUCGACAAUCGAUUCUUUGCCGGGCGGACGAUCAGCGCGGUCAUCUACGACCAGGCCCUCUACGAGUUUGGCGACUACUCGGGU
Mesorhabditis spiculigera is the source of this 2310-nucleotide messenger RNA. The record is from the annotation of a GenBank genome assembly. Lineage: Eukaryota; Metazoa; Nematoda; Chromadorea; Rhabditida; Rhabditidae.